Messenger RNA from Triplophysa rosa, 2120 nucleotides. RefSeq lists its product as uncharacterized. Bases 140 to 1552 code for a protein of 470 amino acids. NCBI's taxonomy places the organism in Eukaryota, Metazoa, Chordata, Actinopteri, Cypriniformes, Nemacheilidae. The transcript is spliced from 9 exons. The record is from RefSeq and is a predicted model, not a curated record.
ACUUAAAAAAACUUUGUCUCGCCUUAAAUACAAACUCGCCUGUCUGGUAUAAUCUGUCAGAAACCUACUUGUCUUCACCAUCAAAAGGCUCCUAUUUGGAUUAUCCAGGAUUACAAAGGAUACUGUCAAAAGAACAGCAAUGGAGUGGAGGAUUAUAUUACCUGUUGUGUGUGUACUCGGAAUCCUACUUGUGCCUGGAUCUACAGCUACCACUGCGACAUCAACAAAUGCAACAGCUACCACUGGGACAUCAACAAAUGCAACAGCUACCACUGGGACAUCAACAAAUGCAACAGCUACCACUGGGACAUCAACAAAUGCAACAGCUACCACUGGGACAUCAACAAAUGCAACAGCUACCACUGGGACAUCAACAAAUGCAACAGCUACCACUGGGACAUCAACAAAUGCAACAGCUACCACUGGGACAUCAACAAAUGCAACAGCUACCACUGGGACAUCAACAAAUGCAACAGCUACCACUGGGACAUCAACAAAUGCAACAGCUACCACUGGGACAUCAACAAAUGCAACAGCUACCACUGGGACAUCAACAAAUGCAACAGCUACCACUGGGACAUCAACAAAUGCAACAGCUACCACUGGGACAUCAACAAAUGCAACAGCUACCACUGGGACAUCAACAAAUGCAACAGCUACCACUGGGACAUCAACAAAUGCAACAGCUACAAGUGGGACAGCCUCGAACGGGAUGACUCCAAAUCCAACUGCCUCUGCUGUUACAGAGUUUAAUAUAAUUUACAGCAUCGACAAACCUUUCAAGGAAGUCUACAGUAAUCUGAAUGCUUCCGAAACCAUAACCCUGAAAGAUAACAUCACAUCUCAGAUUGAGUCCGUUUACAAGAAACGCUAUACAAACUUCAGACGCCAUAUUAUCCGGAAAUUCAGCAAUGGUUCUAUCGUGACAGACGGAGCUCUUGAAUUCAAUGCCAGUAACAGUAAUCCUAACGUAUCCGAGUUGGCCAAAGUCCUUGUUGAUGCAAUUACGGCUGGAAAUCUGACCAUUCAAAUCAAAAAUGACUCCAUCAACGUUACGGCACCUGCCACUGCCGCUGCCACUACUGCGACACCCUCUACUACCUUCAAUACAUCACAGAUUAAUGUUACAUUUAGCAUUACUGAUAACUUCACUGAUGCCUUGUCCAACUUGUCCUCACCUGAGGCCAUAAAGCUGGCACACAAUAUCACCACUCAGUUUGUUACAGUUUUCAAGAGACGUUACGCAAACAUGUUACGAAUGGUUAUUAGGAAAUUCAGCAAAGGCUCCAUCGUGACAGAUGGUGCACUUGAGUUCAUCAACAACGGGACUGUUCCUAAAGCACAGGAAGUGGUUAACUUCAUCGUUGAGGCAGUUAAAAAUGGCUCUUUCACCGUACCGAUAGAUGAGAAAACUGUCACUGCUACAGACUCUUCAGGAGUCCAAGCUACUCCCAGUCCUCCCAAUGGCAGUUCUCCAGUCAUCUCUAGCAUGUUCACAGUUUUGUGGAUGGCUCUGGCAUCACUGCUGCUGUCAGGUGUGAUGCACCAGUAAGCAUCACAUUCACAUGAGGAAACCAACAAGAACUAUUCAUACAUUUACCCAUCAGAAUAUGUACAAAACUUUGUCAUGUCAUCUUUGAUCUUUUACAUUCGUUACAUAUUUAUUGUUCAGUCAGAAUCAACAAGUUACUGCGCACAGUAUGUCACGAGCUGUUAUCUGUUUUAAUAACAGUUAUCUGAAGAAUUAUUCUUAUGAAGCGUUAUGUGUUGUAUGUCUGUGUAAUUGUAUGUCUGUGUAAUGGUAUUAUGAUGAUUAUGUCAUGAAAAUGUCUAUAAAUAGUUUUUAUUGAGUUGCGUUGGAGAAGUAAUGAGGAUAAGUUUAAACAUUUAAACUAACUCUGAACAUUCAUCCAUACCACAGUAAUUAAAAUAAGUAAGUUAAUAUUAACUUUGAUGAAAUAGUAUGUUUAAAUUUAAUUACAACAUCGUUUUGUUUAGGAGCACAUGUAUUUGUAUAUGUAUUUUACCCAUAGGUAAAAGAAUCUGAAACUGUUCCUAAACAUGUCUGUACUGCUUUAUGAAGUGUCUUAUUAAAUAAAGGGGAAAUCUGUUAUUCUUCA